GUUUCCUGUCACUAAGACGCUCACAGUGGAUUUCACCACCUGAUAAUUGCUGCUGCAUAGAACUUCUGAGUGUAAUGAUGGCUACUGAAGGAACCAAAGAGGUUUCCUUGCGGUCAAAGCAAAGGAGGAAAUCUAAAGUCAGUAUAUUCAAAAUGAGUCGCAGAAGAAUCUCAUGCAAAGAAUUAGGAGAUGCUGAUUGUCAAGGAUGGUUGUAUAAGAAAAAAGAAAAAUCAUUUCUUGGCAACAAGUGGAAAAAGAUUUGGGCAGUUCUGAAAGGUUCAUGUUUGUACUGGUAUACCAGCCAGAUGGCUGAAAAAGCUGAAGGUUUCAUCAAUCUUUCUGAGUUCAUUGUGAAUCCUGCCACUGAUAGCAAGAAAAAAUAUGCUGUAAAGAUCACUCAUCCGAAGACCAAGGCCUUUUAUUUUGCCGCUGAAAACAGAGAAGAGAUGAAUAAAUGGCUAAAUAAACUAGGCCUUGCUGUAAUUACUCAUCCAAUAAAAGAUAAAAAAGAUGAAGAUUGCUGGAGUGAGAGUGAACAUGAUGAUCAUGAUUUAACAUCAGAGUGCGCCCUCUUUUGUACUUUGAAGUAUGGACAUGCAAAACAUAAUUCACCCUCAAUUUCUUCUGAACUUGCCAUACCACUACAUGUAAGUUCUCUAGCCCACAACUCUGGAUCAUCACUGUGUAUCAUGGAAUAUCAAGAAAAAGUAUUACAUCGUCCCAUAACAAACAGUUCAUCAGCUCCUGAACUUGAGAAAUUGUUUGUAGAACAGAAUCUGUACCAAAAUAAAGAUGUUAGAAUGUUAAAUGCUGACUUUAAGAUGCAAGUAGAGGAACCAGAAUUAAACAUGAGCUUGUCAUCCAUGGUUACAGAGGGUCUACAUAUGAAAGCAAAAGAUGAUGAUGAAAUGGAGAAAUUAUACAAAUCUCUAGAAGAAGCUAGUCUAUCACCAAUUGGAGAUCGUCGACCCUCUUCGAAAAUUGAACUAAGAAAGUCUUUUAUUAAACGCAGCAAAAACCCUUCAAUCAAUGAAAAACUGCACAAAAUCAGGACUUUGAACAGCACUCUAAAGUGCAAAGAACAUGACCUGGCGAUGAUUAACCAACUCCUGGAAAGUGGUGAAAUCACAAGUGAAAAAUACAGAGAAUGGAAAGAUAAUAAUACAUUACUAUUUCAAGAUCUAUACUCAUCACCUUGUGUUCAAGUCUCUGCUGACAAUACAACACUAGAAACACCAUUCAGUUGAGCAUUACUCCUAAGGAUUAACGCAUAUUUUUAUUUAUUUUAAAGCUUGUACAUAUUUUCCCCCUUUUCAAAAUUAUUUAAACACUGCAAUGAAGAUGACCAAAGGAUGUUUAUUCUCGGCAUACCCUUUGUAUCUUUUAUAUAUUCGCUGUCCUUCGCACCAGAGGCUAGAAUCUCCUGGAAUAAGUUCUGGAAAAGAUCAGUAGUUAUGACAUCCUCACUUUCCACAUGUACAAUGCAUUUUUAUAAAUCUUUGUUGGACUUGGACAAGUGUCAUGUGAUCAAUAAAGUAUUACCUUUCCUUUGGACUGGAUCAGAUCAACAUAUGGUACUUCUUAGGAAAGCUGAAAGUAAAUGAAGAGGACUUUGAAAAAGGAAGGUUAAUGGGACACUCUUGAAGACAGGUCAUCAGUAUAGAAUAUUUGGAAAACCCCUUUAAAUAUUAUAACCCCAAGCUGCAUUCCCAAUUCUGAUGGAUGCCAUUGGAAACAACCAGCUUAUUAGAUGCUUUCCUAACAACUUAAGCUGGCCAUAAACGUUAGAUAGCUGUUGGCCAAACACUCCUCCUGACCCUUCCAAAAAAAUGUAUGCUCAGCUGAGUGCAUGUGCUCCCAAUAUGGAAAUAAGGGAAAUAGGCCAUUGCCAGAUAUCUCUGCCAGCAGCGUAACUCCCUUGAGAACAAACAAAAAAAUCAUGCAUGUUGAAAAGGUGACCCACACUUCCUUCAUCCAGCAUCUGCAAUCAGGGGAAAGUCAGGACACCCUCUUACUCACUAUGUGGUUGGGUCAUGCUGAACUUGGCGAGUUGGGGCAACAUUCACUUAAUGUGUAUGAUUGGCCAGCUUUAGCCAAGUGCCCAUAAUGUAAUGGGGAAAUUUGUCUCUCCACCAUUAGAUUACUG
Molecule: messenger RNA, 2146 nt
Organism: Bufo bufo (common toad)
Lineage: Eukaryota; Metazoa; Chordata; Amphibia; Anura; Bufonidae
Gene: IPCEF1
Product: interaction protein for cytohesin exchange factors 1
Exons: 12
Coding region: 75-1247 (390 amino acids)
Source: RefSeq, a predicted model, not a curated record